This is a messenger RNA of Prunus persica (peach), 569 nucleotides long. RefSeq names its product cyclin-dependent protein kinase inhibitor SMR6. The transcript has a single exon. NCBI's taxonomy places the organism in Eukaryota, Viridiplantae, Streptophyta, Magnoliopsida, Rosales, Rosaceae. The record is from RefSeq and is a predicted model, not a curated record. The coding region runs from base 93 to 419 and encodes 108 amino acids. Gene Ontology annotation, biological process: regulation of DNA endoreduplication.
UCCCACCUUUUGGUUUGGACUUUGGUCUGUGCUUGUUCUGUUUUGGCUGAUUUUGGUGAAAGAGCAAAUUUUUCUUUUCGUCAAAUUAAAAGAUGGGUUUUUCAAAGAAGUCCCAAGUGGAUGGAGGCCUAGAAUCCGAAGGCAAGAAGUGGGUAAUCGCCGGAAUCUCAGUACGAACCUCGUUAAAGCCGAUAAACACGAAACUGAGAGCUAAAGAAAGCGAAGCUGGAGAAGAAGAAGAGGCAUCUUCAACUACCCCAACAGCCAAAGAAGCCAGAAUACCUGAGAUUUUUUCAUGCCCGCCAGCCCCAAGAAAAAGCCGGCCUCCUUCAAGAUGUAACUUCAAUGGUGUGAGGGAGUUCUUUACCCCACCCGAUUUGGACUCAGUGUUCAAACUCCAUGUUGAGAAGGCAAAUUGAGUUGACAGUAGGCUACCAAGACCAAAGAAUUAGAGCAGAGAUUAGGAGUUUUUGUUGUGUUUUUAUCUAUUAAUUUUACCCUUUUAGUGUAACUCUCUGUCUUCCCUGUAAUGGGUAGCUGAUGUUGUACAAAGAUAUAAUAUUUUUAUG